Messenger RNA from Nylanderia fulva, 861 nucleotides. RefSeq names its product O-6-alkylguanine-DNA alkyltransferase (gene agt). The record is from RefSeq and is a predicted model, not a curated record. Gene Ontology annotation, biological process: DNA repair. Gene Ontology annotation, molecular function: methylated-DNA-[protein]-cysteine S-methyltransferase activity. Lineage: Eukaryota; Metazoa; Arthropoda; Insecta; Hymenoptera; Formicidae.
AAAAGAAUCUAAAAUUGUUAAAUAUAACGCGCCACUUUCGACCGAUCAAUGCUAUACUGUUGCGCUUGCGCUCAUUCUUUCAUCAGGUAUACGAAUGUAAACACGAUCAGCUGUUCGAAACUGUACAAAAUAAAUCCGACAUUAUUCGUCGAUUACAAUUGUAAACGAUAUUCUUUACUUCGUAACGUAAUUAUGGUUGUAUUUCGAAGUAUAACAGAAGACGAAUACAAGAAUGAACAUAUGAAGUUCCAACAAUUAUACGCAUUUCACGAGACACCCUUCGGGAAAUGUCUCAUCGCUAUAACCGACACCGACGAAGACGUCAUUUAUUUAGGAUUCGUCGAGGACGAGAACGAAGCUUUGAAAAUUCUAAAGCAGAAAUGGCCAAUAACUAAAAUAUUAAAGGAUAACGAAAAUAAGACGAAGAAUAUCAUUGAGAAAAUUUUUCAUCCUGACACAUCCGAUCUGCAUUCCGUUUGUGUUCUGAUGAAAGGUACCGAGUUCCAAAUUAAAGUAUGGAAAUCUCUAAUAAACAUUCCUAAAGGAACGAUUACUACAUAUGAAAAGAUUGCGCAGAUGAUAGAUAAUCCCAGAGCUGCAAUAGCAGUGGGAAAUGCAAUUUCCAAAAAUUAUAUUGCAUAUAUUGUACCAUGUCACCGUGUGAAAGGGAAGAAUGGCAGCAAUAAAUAUGCUUGGGGAGUAGAGCGGAAGGAAGCCCUCCUGGAAUAUGAAAGCCGACAUGUGCACGCAACAUAAAUUGCACAAAUACACUGGCAAUAAAUAUUUAUUUUCCUUACAUUGGAUCAUGUAAAAGUAUAAAAGUCCUUUCAUUAGUACAAUAAAAUACAAUGAACACACAUA